Molecule: messenger RNA, 366 nt
Organism: Vicia faba (fava bean)
Lineage: Eukaryota; Viridiplantae; Streptophyta; Magnoliopsida; Fabales; Fabaceae
Source: the annotation of a GenBank genome assembly
AUGUGUCGUGUCUUCUCUAAAUAUCAUGUGUUCUCAAAUUCUCCUUUCCAAAAAUCAAUGGAUGGAAACUUGAACGUAAAGAAACAAUCGCUUGAUGUUUCUCAUGAACAAGACAAGUUUGACGAAAGAGAACUUCAGGCAAGAGUGAUAUUAUGGUUGGCAAGUCAAGAAAUGGAAGGAAGGAAUGGUAGUGAAGGAAUCCAUCCAACACUAUCUCUUUCAUUGCAACCUCAAGCAUUAUUAAUGCAUGCUUCACAUGGCUUUUCCAUAAAGCGAUCUCUUCAAAAUUUCCUUCACAAGAGAAAUAAAAGGAUUCAAGGUCACGUCUCUAUUGUAAGGCCACAUGAUGAUAAUAGUACAACUUAG